Puntigrus tetrazona (Sumatra barb) is the source of this 711-nucleotide messenger RNA. RefSeq names its product CKLF-like MARVEL transmembrane domain-containing protein 8. Gene Ontology annotation, molecular function: structural constituent of myelin sheath. NCBI's taxonomy places the organism in Eukaryota, Metazoa, Chordata, Actinopteri, Cypriniformes, Cyprinidae. Bases 91 to 633 code for a protein of 180 amino acids. Gene Ontology annotation, cellular component: membrane. The transcript has 4 exons. The record is from RefSeq and is a predicted model, not a curated record. Gene Ontology annotation, biological process: myelination.
GGCUAACCCUUCACCAUAGUAGGUUUCCUUUAGUUUAGGUGCAGGGAUCACUUCUCGGUUUAUUCCGGGAGUUCUUGUAAUUCCGUUAGAAUGGAGAUCGACUCCGAGUCCCGCGCCGACAGCACCAGCACCAUUACUGACAGAACCAGGAAGAGCUCAAAUAUAGAGAGUUUAGGUUUGUCUCACUCCAAGCUGGCUUACGAUGGAAACUUUAUUCGCUCUGCUUCUGGCGCGUUUAUGGCUGGAGAAAUCGUGUUUGGGCUUCUGGUGUGGACUCUGAUUGGUGGGACAGAGUACCUCCAUGUUCCUGCACUGGUAUGGGUAAUGUUUGUGUCAGUGUUUUAUUGGGCGCUUACUGUCAUUCUCUUCCUCAUAUACCUGACUAUGGCCCACACCAGGAUUCCCCAGAUCCCUGUUAAUCCGCAGGGAAUAUGUUUUAAUGGCAGUGCCUCUGUAUUGUACCUGGCAGCGGCUGUGAUUUGUGGCAUAUCUUUGAAUGUGGCCAUUAAGGGGCGCUACUACUUCAUCAGCUGGGUUGCAUCGACGAUAUUUGCCUCACUGGCUAUGGUGUGUUAUGCAGGAAACACGGUUGUGAAUUUCAAAUCGUGGAGAACAAAAAGUGAAGAGACAUAAGGAAAUGUUUUUAGUUUGUUUUUAGUCUGUUCGUUUUUACUAUCCCUGGGGGAUCAUUUCUGCAAAUUAAAAUAAUCA